Molecule: messenger RNA, 4216 nt
Organism: Centropristis striata (black sea bass)
Lineage: Eukaryota; Metazoa; Chordata; Actinopteri; Perciformes; Serranidae
Gene: tbc1d32
Product: TBC1 domain family, member 32
Exons: 35
Coding region: 93-4097 (1334 amino acids)
Biological process (GO): non-motile cilium assembly
Source: RefSeq, a predicted model, not a curated record
AACUGAAGGUUUCCAUAGAGACGCAGUUAUCUCCAAAAUGCUAGCUGGAUGAAAAGCUUUUACAGGUUCAAAAGCAAGGACCAGCAGUAGAGAUGUCUCAGUUGUCAGCUGAGGACGAAGCAGAGUUGCAGUCGCUGCUCAAGCAGCUAUUGAGAAGCGUCAACGACAGGAUCUCUGGUGCUCCGUCGACCGAAUGUGCGGAAGAGAUCCUGCUUCACCUGGAGGAGACUGACAAGAACUUCCACAAUUAUGAGUUUGUCAAAUAUCUCCGUCAGUAUGUGGAGAGUUCACUGGGGACUGUGGUGGAAGAAGAGACCAAAAACUUGACCAGACCAGAUGGACAACAUGCAAUAGGCUCAGGUCAUGACACCCUGAUCCACGCUGUCACCCGGAGGACCAGAGACUCAGCUGAGUACCAGCAGAUGAUGCAAACAUUGAAAAACACCAUGAUCAUGGUGGUGGAGUCUUUAAUCAACAAAUUUGAGGAGGACCAGAUGAGGAAGGAGGAGAUGCACCGAGAGAAGCAGCACAGUCAGUCCAACAGUCAGUACACAGACAACUGCUCCGACAGCGACUCCUCCUUCAACCAGAGUUAUGCAUUCAUCAGACAAGAGCAGCUGCAGGCGUUGGCUGAAAAACUUGACUCCAGCAGACCCAAAGAGGUGCGUUGGGAGGCCCUCCAGGCGCUCUGCUGUGCCCCGCCCUCUGACGUGCUGAGCUGUGAGAGCUGGAGCAGCCUGCGCAGGAGUCUCUCUGCAGCUCUGAGCGAGCCCGACCUCAGCGAUCAUGUCCUGCAGUUCUUUGCUAAAAGCUUCUCCUCCUGUCCACUGAAUGUGACACGAGAGAUCUACACCAGCUUGGCUAAAAGUGUGGAGUCAAGUUUUCUGUCUCACAAGCUGAGCUUUCCAACUGGCUCAGCCGUCGUCGACAUCAACAGACCUGAGAUCAGUCGCCUUCUCAAACAGAUUCGACUGAUGAAUGACUUUCAAAGGGAGGUGACAACCUUUUGGAUCCGGCAUCCAGAGAAAUACAUGGAGGAAGUUAUAGAGAGCACCUUCUCCCUGCUGUCCUGUUAUCAUGACCAUGGCUCAGCCCCACCAGGGACAGAGAAAGCCCUGGAGCCCAUUCACCUGCUGGCCUUACUCGACGUUAAAGCCACAUGGUUUAAUAAGUGGAUGCAUGGGUACUACAGUCGGACUGUGGUUCUCAGACUCCUGGAGAGAAAAUACAAGUCUCUGAUAGUAGCAGCUCUUCAGCAGUGUAUCCACUACAGUGAAUCCUUUGAGCGUUCCCCAAAUGAGACAACUGAUCCCCAGUCAACGGAGCAGCAGAACACUGGUUCGGUCCAGAGGAGUGUUUACACAGGAAAAGAGCUUGAAUAUGCCUUCUUUGUCCACUCGCUGUGUGUCCUGGGGAAACUCCUCAUCUACUCCAACGGCAGAAAGCUCUUUCCCAUCAGAGUGAGAAAACGCAAAGAUCCAGUCAGCCUGACAGACCUGGUGGUCAUCCUGAUAAACAUCAUGUACCAACACCCCAAACCUCUGCACAGUGACACCUCACACACAGACUCCCUGUCGCCCAGCGGUCUGGCCAUAGAGGUGCUGUGGAUGCUGUGUGAGAGGACAGAGUGUGCAGCAGAGUGUCUCUACCAGACCCCUGUAAUAGAGACCCUGCUGGCUCCUGUUAUAGCUCUGCUCAAUGGACAGCAGUCCAAAUUAAAAUCUCCUGCAGCAACGCUGACUCUCAUCGCUGAUGUCCUGGCUCGCAUCGCAAACACAGACAGAGGAUUAGCUCUCUUCUUAUACGAGAAGAAUCUAGUCGUAGCCCACAGUGAGAGAACCUUUCCCGCUCAUGUCAUCGUACAGUUCACCCUCAGGCUGUUGGAAAAGGAGCUCUCAUCGCUAAGUGAAUCCGACGUGUCCCACACGUCAUGCGGAGCCUUUAUCUUCGUCUGUAGGCAGAUCUACAACACCUGUGAGGGUUUGCAGGUGCUCCGACCCUACGGCCUGCACAAGGCUGUGGCUGCUGCAUGGAAAAAGACCAGUUCCUUGUCUGAAAGGGUUCCAACGCCUGUACCCGGAGCAACUGUUGGAACAUCCACCCAGGAGCUGCAGAACAUGCUCAUCUGGGAGGAGACGUUGUUGGACAGCCUGCUGAACUUUUCUGCAACUCCAAAAGGCCUGCUGCUGCUCCAGCAGACAGGAGCCAUCAACGAGUGCGUCUCCUACAUGUUCUCUCGCUUUACUAAAAAACUACAGGUGAGCCGAUGUGAAAAGUUUGGUUAUGGGACGAUGGUGACACAAGUUGCAGCGACAGCUCCAGGGGUGGCGGCGUUGCACAGUUCAGGUUUUGUCCGGGCACUGGUGGUGGAGCUGUGGUCUGUUCUUGAAUGCGGCAGUGAAGACGUCGGGGUGGUCCGUCCCAAGCCCACUCCAAUGGAGCCCAUAGACAGGAGCUGCCUCAAGUCCUUCCUGUCCUUGGUCAACCUGCUCUCCUCUUCCCAGUCGGUGUGGGAGCUCCUGGGUCGGCAGCCUUUAGCCAACAAGAGUGAAUACACCCUGAGAGAGAUGCCGACCUCCAUUCCUGAUCUGAUUGACAGGCUGAUAGCUGUGAAUUCAGAUGCAAAGAUUCAUUCCCUCUUCCACUAUGAGCAGUCUCACACAUUCGGCCUGAGACUGCUCAGUGUGCUGUGCUGUAAUCUGGACUCCUUCCUGCUGCUGGAGAGCCAGUUCAACAUCUGCUCCAUGCUGCUGCAGAGUCAGAGGGACAACGUGACGGAGCUGGACACCGACAGAGGGGAGUUCAUCAUAGACAACGUAUCAGUGGAGAGGACUCAUGUGCUGGUUCGUGUAGGAGCGGUGGGAGGUCCGUCUGAGAGGAAGCUUCCUCCUCGAGCACUACAAGAGGGAGAAGAUCCUUUCCCCUGGCCCAUGUUUUCCAGUUACCCUCUGCCUCACUGCUACACUUUGGACCCACCAAAGAUCCACCAUAGCUCACAGGAGGCUGAGAUCAGCACAUUUUUGGCAUCUUCCAAAGACUUCAAGAAUGAGGAGAAGUGGAUGGAGAUCUGCAGGAGACAGUACUGUAAAGCCAUGACCUCCAAACCAAACGUCUUAACUGGAAAAGUGCUGGCUGACCUUCUGGAGAAGGUUGUGGCCCGUCUAUCCAACUCCGGCACAGAGUGCUUCUUCUCUCCGGCUCAGUACAAAGCAGAGGAGAAGAGUUUGAAGGGUGCUGUAUUAUCAUCUGUGGAGCAGCUGGGAAUCAACACCUGUCUCAGGUACGGCAGCUUCUUGAAACUGCUGCCAGAAGAUGCUGUGAACAAGCUGACGCUGCUGAUCAAACAUAUUAAGACCUUCUUGUCCACCCAGAGAAUCAAAUCUGCUUCACAGCUCAUCACUCAGCAGGACGGUUAUCCAGGACACGACUGGCUGGCCUCCACGGUGUUCCUCGCCAUGGCUGGAGACGUGGACCGAUCGCUGGGUUUGCUGCUCAACCUGUCCUCUCUGCUAACCUCUGCGUUCAUAUGGCCAGCAAGGAUUCACGCCUCUGUCCAUGUUCCUGUGGAUGUAGCUGAAUCAGGAAUCUCUCCGGUUUACUGGUGCACGGCUCACUACGUGGAGAUGCUGCUGAAAGCUGAAGUUCCUCUCGUCCACUCGGCCUUCAGGAUGUCUGGCUUCACUCCGUCACAGAUGUGCCUCCACUGGUUGACUCAGUGUUUCUGGAACUAUCUGGACUGGACAGAGAUCUGCCACUACGUGUCCACCUGUGUGGUGAUGGGUCCUGACUACCAGGUGUACAUGUGCGUUGCCGUAUUCAAACAUCUGCAGCCAGAUAUCCUGCAGCGCACACAGUCCCAGGAGCUGCAGGUCUUCCUCAAGGAGGAGCCAAUCCAGGGCUUCAAGGUCAGUGACUACCUGGAGCUGAUGGAGGGACUGGAGCGCAGCUACAGACACGUCGUUCUCACCGACAUGAAAACCAUCCGCAACCCCGUCGAGAAUAAAUGGUCAAAACGCAUAAUAUUGUCCAGACGAAUUAACAAUCCUGAGAUCAGAUCCUCUGCAGGCCGGUGGAGUCCGGCCGUCUCGUGGCGAUGACACACACCAUUAAUGCCGAGACACGCAUCGAUGCAGCACACAGCCUCUCCUGGUUGUGUACUUAUGCAGGUCUUUGUAUGAAAGAUGCAUGAGGAAGGUUGUAUCAUUGUGAUAAACCC